Molecule: messenger RNA, 716 nt
Organism: Blepharisma stoltei
Lineage: Eukaryota; Ciliophora; Heterotrichea; Heterotrichida; Blepharismidae
Source: the annotation of a GenBank genome assembly
AUGGAUUCUCAAAUGUGUAGGUGCUGCAAAAUGUUUUUCGGCAGCCAAGACGGAAUGUGCUCCAAGUGUUUUAAACUAGAAACCCUCAAAAAGGAAGCAGAUAAGGCCUUACCAGAACUAAUUUCAAGCAGCCAAGCACUUCCUGAAGAAAAUAAAAUAGAGGCACCUGAACCUUUAUAUGAAUCUGAUCGAUGCUGGACUUGUAAGAAAAGAGUAGGGCCUCUGAUUUUCAAAUGCAAAUGCAAUUAUCCUUUUUGUGCUAACUCCCUCAUUUUAUUUAACGAUUUCAUUGAAAACUGCUUUAAUUUGAUAAUUAAUCAUUGGUAUAAAAAAAUUUUCACAUGGCCAAUCAUAAAAUCAGAUCUCAUAUCCCAUCUAAAAUCUAGUUAUCUAUAUUAAAUAAAGAGAUAUUGCAGUCUAAUCACCUAUAAGCUAUUAUAACGCAAUUUCAGGUAUUUUUGGUAAUAUACUGCAUACCCUAUCUAUCAUCGCUAGCGCAUAAAACUUUUUGCAAUUAAUAAAAAAAUGUAUAUAUAAUUUUUUUUGAAAUUCAAUCCUUGUUUGAGCAAUGAGAUCAGGACGAUCAAGGAUGGGGGAGUAAGCAUAGGGUUCCUGAGGCACAUGGAUGUACAUUUGAUCAUCGAAGUCAUGGAAUUAGAAAGCUUUCUGAAGAUAACCCUCAAGUUGUGGCUGAGAAGUUUAACAAACUCUUAUAG